UCUGAUCCUUGCAAAUACGUCCAAAGGCUCCCUCGUCCAAAUGGUCUACCCAUCAAAGUUCCAUCCAUCUUCUUUCCGUCAAUCGCUAUAAACUCCCGCGAAAAAGCUUCUUAGCAUCCAAAAAAUGGCAACUUCCAACACGAUCUCUGGGAUCUGGUCAUGGUGGUGGGAAGGCACCAAUCAGCAGGACGAAUUCGCAAGAUCUACGCUCACCAUCUCCCUCGCCGUACUCGCAAUCGCAUGGUACGUAUGGCCGAUUGUCAAAAGCAAGAGCAGUGCGUCUGGAUUACCGCCAGGGCCGCGCGGCCUUCCCUUAGUAGGGAACCUCCCGUUCCUGGACCCGGAACUCCACGUCUACUUCGCAAAGCUGGCUCGGGUCCACGGCCCGAUCUUCAAGCUGUGGCUCGGCAACAAGCUCGGUAUCGUGAUCAGCUCCCCUGCGCUAGCCAAGGAAGUUCUCAAAGACCACGACACGACCUUCGCCAAUCGCGACGUGCCGGCCGCGGCUCGUGUAAUCGCCUACGGCGGAUCCGACAUCGUGUGGACGCCGUACGGACCCGAAUGGCGCAUGCUUCGGAAGGUGUGCGUGCGCGAGAUGCUGAGCGGCGCCAGCCUGGACGCCGUCUACGCGCUGCGCCGGCGCGAGGUGCGAGCGACGGUGAGCCACAUGUACAAAAACUCGGGCGUGCCGAUCAACGUCGGAGAGCAGAUGUUCUUGACGGUAAUGAAUGUAAUCACUAGCAUGCUGUGGGGCGGGACGCUCAAAGGCGAGGAAAGGACGAGUCUGGGAGCCGAGUUUCGGCAGAUCGUGAACGAAAUCACCGAGUUGCUGGGGAAACCCAACGUUUCGGAUUUCUUCUCGGGUCUGGCCCGGUUCGACCUGCAAGGGAUGGAGCGGCAGAUGAAGGGGCCGCUGGCCCGGUUCGAUCGGAUCUUCGAGUUGAUCAUUGAUCAACGGUUGAAGAUUGAUAGAGAAGAGGCGGAGGGGAAGAGCAGUGAGAAAGGGAGCAGGGAUUUCUUGCAGUUCUUGUUGAAGAUGAAGGAUGAAGGGGAUUCCAAGACGCCGUUGACCAUGACUCAUCUCAAGGCCUUGCUAAUGGACAUGGUGGUGGGUGGGACCGACACCACAUCGAACACCGUGGAGUGGGCCAUUGCUGAGAUGAUGCAGAAGCCAGAGACAAUGAGGAAAGCCCAAGUGGAAUUAGAGGCCGUGGUGGGGCGGGACAACAUAGUAGAAGAGUCCCACAUACCCAAAUUGCAUUACUUAGAAGCAGUUGUGAAAGAAGUGCUAAGGUUGCACCCGGCACUCCCUCUCAUGGUCCCACACUGCCCCAGCCAAACGUGCACCGUGGGUGGAUACACGGUCCCUAAGGGGUCCCGUGUGUUCGUGAACGUGUGGGCAGUCCAUCGGGACCCUUCGAUCUGGUCCAAUCCCUCUGAGUUCGAUCCUGGGAGGUUCUUGAGGACCGACUACAAGUGGGAUUUCAGUGGCAACGAUUUUCAUUACUUCCCAUUCGGGUCUGGUAGGCGGAUAUGUGCCGGGAUUACUAUGGCCGAGAGGAUGGUGAUGUACUCGCUCGGCUCGUUGGUGCAUUCGUUCGAGUGGCGUUUGCCGGAGGGUUCAAAGGGCGACCUCACAGAGAAAUUUGGGAUUGUUAUGAAGAAAGCUACGCCGUUGAUCGCCAUCCCUACGCCAAGGUUGUCCAAUCCAGAGCUCUAUGCGUAGAUGUUGCUGAUGGUUUUUCCAUGUUUAACUCUCUCUAUAUGUAUGAUUUGAGGCAUGCAUUUCUACGUUUUAGAACAAAGAUACAGGUAAGUCACAUGAGUGUCAGCCA
Molecule: messenger RNA, 1835 nt
Organism: Magnolia sinica
Lineage: Eukaryota; Viridiplantae; Streptophyta; Magnoliopsida; Magnoliales; Magnoliaceae
Product: flavonoid 3'-monooxygenase CYP75B137-like
Exons: 2
Coding region: 125-1726 (533 amino acids)
Molecular function (GO): oxidoreductase activity, acting on paired donors, with incorporation or reduction of molecular oxygen; heme binding; iron ion binding
Source: RefSeq, a predicted model, not a curated record